Caenorhabditis sp. 36 PRJEB53466 is the source of this 4419-nucleotide messenger RNA. The record is from the annotation of a GenBank genome assembly. Lineage: Eukaryota; Metazoa; Nematoda; Chromadorea; Rhabditida; Rhabditidae.
AUGAAGUCUUCUCUUCUCCUCCAUCUUCUGUUAUUGAUUGCCACGUCGGCAUCGGUGGUGGAAACCUACAAAAUACUAUUCUACACCAACUUGUUCGGUCAUAGUCAUGUGAAAAUGUUGGCGGCGGCGGCUGAUGUUCUCACCGAUGCGGGUCACAAUGUGGUGAGUGUAACUUGAGAACGACAAGGUAUGCGGUAAAAUGAUCAAUUACAAAGUUGUAGAGCACAAAAUUUGCAACAACUUUUCUGUUGAUCAUUUUCUGAAAAAGUCACAGCAUCUUGAGAUAAAUCGGUUCAAACUUGAGGUUAUAGGAAAAGUGAUGUAAACUCUGAAUUUUCAAGUUGUAGACAUUCAAAUUUAUGAAAAAUCGAAAUUUGUGGACAAUGUAUUGAAGCUAGAAAUGUUUGUGAAUCGACAGUCAGAUAGUUUAGUGAUGUUUGUGAAACAGUGAGUGUUAUUUUUAAGGACCACUAUUGAUUUUUAGGAUCUUCGGCUUAUUUUGCUGAAAAACGAAGAAUUCAUUUUUAGACGGUCCUAAUGCCAGUGUUCGCCCAAAAUCUCUCAACAUCACUCAAGUCGACGAAGAAUACAAUAUUCGUAGAAGCCACGGAGGAAGUUGCCAAUUUCGCAAAGCUCCGGAAGAAGUUUAUGGCGAACAUGUGGAUGGAGGACAAUGCAAACCCGCUGAACCUGCUCAAGGUUCAAAGUGAUAUAUCUCGGCUGCGAAUGGAGAUAUCAAAAAGUUGUCAACUAGACAAUUGUUUAUCAAGAAAUUGUGCACAUUUUGCUAGUUGACAACUUUUUGAUAUCUCUAUCGACAGAUGAGUUAUGGUCGGUAGAAAAAGUGUUUGUUUCAGAGGCUGGAUACAUUGUCGAAAGUGUUCAGAUCUCAGUGCAAACAAGUGUUGUCGCAAAGCGAUUUGAUUGAGAAGUUGAGAGCCGAGAACUAUGAUUUGGCGAUCACGGAACCAUUUGACACUUGUGCUUAUGGUAGGUUUUAGGGCAGGAAACAUUUUUACCGCAUCAUCUCAUCGUUGCAGCCUUCUUCGAAGCGAUCGAAAUCCGUGCGCACGUGGCGGUGCUCUCCAGUUCCCGUCUGGAUCAUGUCUCUGACGUCAUCGGCCAACCGGCGGCGCUCAGCUACAACCCGGGCCUUCUUUCGAACAACGGCGAGCGAAUGACGCGGUGGCAGCGGUUCGUGAACGCCAUCCAAUACGCCUCCGGCUCCUACUUCUUCGGAUACGUCGGCGAUCAGGACGCCGCCAUCGCACGCGACAUCAAUGCCACGUGGCGGUCGUGGCGCGACACGUUGCCAGAAGCCUCGUUCAUCCUGACCAAUCAGAUCCCGUUGCUCGACUUUCCGGCGCCGACUUUCGAUAAAAUAGUGGCGGUCGGCGGGUUGUCCGUCAAAACGGACCGAAAAUCGCUGAAACUCGAGGAGAAAUGGAGUCGCAUUCUUGAUGUUCGCAAGAAGAACGUCUUCAUUUCGUUCGGAUCGAAUGUGAGAUCGGUGGACAUGCCCGACGAGUACAAGUAAGUGAAAACUUGUUUCAAAAAUUUGGACAUUUCAACAAAAAAUUCUUCGGUUUCAUGAAGCAACAACAUUUUCGAGUGUUCUUCAGACUUUUUUGAUCCGCAACACGGAACCCCAGCCCGUUCCAAUAAAAAAUUCCCUUGGCGCAAUUCACGUGCGCUAAACAAGGCGCGUAACGCGUAAUUCCGGAGCGUCGUUGUAGAGUUUCUCAUUUCAAUUUUCCCUUUUUUUGCAUUAUUCCCAUCUUUUCAGAACCAAUCAGUGUCAAAACUUAUGAUAAUGAUUAGAAAUGAAUAAAAAAUGAAAUUUUAACUGCUUCGUCAUCAAUUUCGAAACGUUUUAUGUGAAAAUUACAGAAUUUUUUUCGUUUUGGAAUCGAAAUUAUCUCAAUUCUGUAUAUUUUUCGACGGUUGAGCGCUUAAAAGAUGCGCAAUAAACUCCUUGUUGACUGGACGGUUCGAAUGCCAGUGUCCGAACUCGAUUUUCGGCAAAUAAUCGUUAAAACUCCGUUUUUUUUCAGUAGUUUUCGACAAAAUCCCUCAAUUUGGUCAAUUCUGAACGAAUCUGCUCCGUUUCGCGCUUAAAUCGAUGCUUUUAACUCAGAAAAUCACCCUACGGUUCGCAAAGAACAAAAUUUGAGUGUUUAUCAAGAGAAAAACGGAAGAAUUCUGGGUUUCAAUUCAAAAAAGAAACUCCGAGCCGACGGUGGAUGCAAGCGCGCCCCAUUGACAACUCGCUUGCGCAUUGGAAUGCUGGGGUUCCGUGCGCAAUCCAAAAUGUCUCGAAAAUAUUGUCAGUUUCAGCAACGCUUUAUUGUUUUACUCGAACAUCCAGUAUUUCAAUCAUAUUUCUGUCAUUUACGCAUCUCCAAACAUUUCCAGAAAGUCACUUCUGCAAGUGUUCGCCUCAAUGCCGGACACGUCGUUCAUUUGGAAGUACGAGGACGCGAACGAUCCGAUUGUCGACCAUUUGGACAAUGUCUAUCUGGGCGAGUGGCUUCCGCAGAACGAGCUGCUCGCCGAUCCGCGGUUGAGCGUUUUUGUGACUCACGGAGGACUCGGAUCCGUCACCGAGUUGGCGAUGAUGGGAAAACCCUGUGUUAUGGUGGGUGUGUGUGUGUGUGUGUCCGAGUUUAUGUGUCUGACUGAAUUGCUUUUUAUUGCCAUAUUCACUGUCCGAGCCCCAGCGCUUACAGUCAAAGUUGUGGCCGUGGCCCAGAAAAGUUCUAGGCCGUGUGAUGUUUUCCGGAUUUUUUUUGCGUUCGGCCGAAUCUUCAUACGUUGCAAAACAUUCACACAAAUCAGCAUCCACACAUAAUAGCGCAAGAGCAUCAAACUGCUCACAGGGAAGAGUUUUCACACCGGAGUUUCCUAGGCCACGGCCACAACUUCAACUGCACGCCGUUUCGUUCAUUGGCAUUUCUGUGAGAGUCAGCAUUUCACCAGUGUAUGAGGCAAUAAGAGACAAUUCAAACAGACACAAAAAAAAAUUUCACAACAAAAAUCAAAAAAUUUGAGGGUUCUCAAGUCUCGGAAAACCCGCAAAUCUCGCGGAUUUUGCAGUCCAAAGUCGGCAGAAAAUUGCGGGAAAUCCGGGGAGCGCACAGCUGAACGAGUGUUACCGUACACCAUAAAACUACGGUAUUUUUUGAAAAAAUUUAAAUUUCUCGAGAAUAUUUGAAAUUUUUCAAAUUUCUUGGCUAAAUUUUCAACGGUAUUUUUUGAAAAAAUUUAAAUUUCUCGAAAAUAUUCGAAAUUUUUUUCAAAUUUCUUGGGUAAAUUUUUCAACGGUAUUUUUUUGAAACAUUUUUAAAUUUCUCGUGAAUAAUUGAAAUUUUUUUCAAAUUUCUUGGGUAAAUUUUUCAACGGUAUUUUUUUUGAAAAAAAUUUUUAAAUUUCUCGAGAAUAUUUGAAAUUUUUUUCAAAUUUCUUGGGUAAAUUUUUCAACUGUAUUUUUUUGAAAAAAAUUUAAAUUUCUCGAAAAUAAUUGAAAUUUUUUUCAAAUUUCUUGGCUAAAUUUUUCAACGGUAUUUUUUUUGAAAAAAAUUUAAAUUUCUCGAGAAUAUUUGAAAUUUUUUUCAAAUUUCUUGGGUAAAUUUUUCAACGGUAUUUUUUUUGAAAAAAAUUUAAAUUCUUCGAGAAUAUUUGAAAUUUUUUUCAAAUUUCUUAGCUAAAUUUUUCAACGGUAUUUUUUUUGAAACAAUUUAAAUUUCUCGAGAAUAAUUGAAAUUUUUUUAAAUUUCUUGGGUAAACUUUCAAAAAAAUACCGUAGUUUUAUGGUGUACGGUAACACUCGUUCAGCUGUGCGCGCCCCGGAUUUCCGCAAAUUUCUGCGAGAUUUGCGGGUUUUCCGAGACUUUGGACGCGCGGCAUAGUCCUUUUAUUUGCGUUCCAACCCCAAGCGGAUCUUUUUCACUUUUUGCAGGUGCCCCUGUUCGCCGAUCAAUCCCGCAACGCUCAAAUGCUCAAAAGACACGGAGGAGCGGCGGUGCUCACCAGACCGGACCUCUCCUCUCCGGAUCCGCUCCGUCAGACCCUCGAAAAUGUGAUGAGCGAGCCGAAAUACCGUCAAAAUGCGGAGCGUCUCGCCGAAAUGCUCAUUAAUCAGCCGACAAAACCGCGCGAGACACUGCUCAAAUACGUGGAAUUCGCGGCCAGGUACUGUAAAUGACUGUUUUUGUGAAAUUCGAAACCGACAAUCUCAGAUUCGGAAAACUGCCCUCGUUGGACAACUACGGACGGCAUCAGAGCUACAUCGAGUAUUACUUUCUAGAUAUUAUCGCUCUGCUCGUUGUGGUCACGUCCCUCAUCGUCUAUUUCAACUAUCGAGUUGCGAAAUGGGCGAUGGGGCGGUGGAGAAGUGCGGAAAAGGCAAAGAAUGAAUAA